Leishmania mexicana MHOM/GT/2001/U1103 is the source of this 1206-nucleotide messenger RNA. RefSeq lists its product as hypothetical. NCBI's taxonomy places the organism in Eukaryota, Euglenozoa, Kinetoplastea, Trypanosomatida, Trypanosomatidae. Bases 1 to 1206 code for a protein of 401 amino acids. The transcript has a single exon. The record is from RefSeq and is a predicted model, not a curated record.
AUGCGCCUGCUGGUCGUGUACAGUCGUCCGUGGUACGCCUACGCGCUCCUUCUCCUCUUCAGCUUCUUCCUCGGGCUGUCGCACGCCAGCGUGAUGUACGUGGAAGAGGAUCAGUUGGAGCUGAAGGAUCGCGCCACGUCGGUGGCGUUUGUGCUCUUCCUCUUUGUAGGGGUGGCGGCCGUCACGCUGACGGCGCACCUCCUGUUGUGUAGGCAGCCAGACAACGAAGAGGAGGAGAGCUUCAUCGAAGACGUGGGGCAGCGGCGGCGGCUACCGAAGCUGUGGCUAUACAGCGUACUUUUCUUUAGCGCAUCGGUAGCGGCCAUCACUUUCAGCCACUCCAUCAGCGUGACCGUUGCGGUCGUCAUGGUGAUCUCGCUCGCGUGCCACCUCGUCGCGGAGCACCACAACCGCGGUGACGGCGGUGAUUGUCUGACGCGCCAGGAUGUUCUCGGCUGCGUGGCGGCUGGCUUUGGCGCGGCUUUGGUGGUGCUCGGCGGUGUAUGGCAAGAGAUGGCUGCCUACAAUGCCUCGCUGAGUGUAGCCCUUCUCUCGCUGUUGGGAUGGGGGUCGAGCGUGAUCGUCUCCGGCGUGUGCUGGGCGUGCUUCACACGGCACCUGCGGGAGAUGAGCCAGCGUGUGAGUCAGCAGUUCCUGCUCUCAACCUCGCUGGUGGUGUGCACAGUGGCGCUUGGGAUUGGGGCGUACGUGGGAAAUCUGGCCCUGACAUCUGAUGAAGCCAGCAGCGCCGCACCAGCAAGUGGGACUGCCCAGACCACAGGUGGAGGUGAGGCGGACAGAGCACCACAGUUGCUGGGCCUCGUGCUUCUCCCUUGCCACCGGUUUUUCCCUGAUGUAGUGGUGCUGCUCGGUGGGGGCCUCUGCUCCCUCUUGUGCUGGUACGCCUACCACGCCGUGUCCUUCUACGUUGACCAUGCUUCCAGCGCCGCGUGCAUGGUGCUUGGUGCCGUGCUCUCCGCCGUGCCUCUUAUUGUUGCUCGGGUGCUCCGCGUUGGGUGGGCAGAUGUCACCGCAUCAGCAUUGCUGCAGGGGUCGUUGGCAGUCAUGGUGGUGGGAGUGGCCGUGGCGGCGGCGGGGGCGGCGGUGGUGGUGUGGUCGGGCUUUCGGUAUCGUCGCGAGGUGGAGAUUCGAAUUGUGUUGGAGAAAAGCCGCUUCUCUUUUCCGCGCGCAAACGCCAGCGCAUAA